AGAAAUGGCCAUGGCUGGCGCAUGCUGCGAGGAUUCGAAUGUUGUUGUUGUUGUUGUUGUUGUUGCUUUGUUGCAGAGCGUUUGUGUGUUUGUUUCGACACCAUCGAUGCGCCGCUUUCCUUCGUUGUCACUCGACUCGUAAUUGGCUCUCUAACGAGCUCUUACGAUCCUUAUUCGCUUCUCAAUCGGCGUAGACCAGGGAUGCAAACUGCGGUGGCGUAGCUGUUGGACUGCGCGACUUGUAAGUGAGAUUGUGAGAGUGCGAGAGCAGGACAAAAAGGGAGCAGGAAAGAAGGAAAAAAUUAGAGGUGCAAGGACUACUUUGCUGCUCAUGAGUUAGACCGGCUCUGGAGAGCAUUUUGGUGAUGGUGUUUUCUGUAUGAAGCGGUCCAGAGAAGAGGUAGUGUGUUGCGUUGGUGGUGGUAAGGGAUGGACGGGCAUGCGACCUCGAAUACCUCGGGGAGUAGUUUCGCUAGUGCCAGCACCGCCACGGGCGGGACUUCCACCAGCAGUGUUACCUCGUCGAUUUUGGCAAUCCCCAGUGAUGCCGCGAUUUUGCAAAGAUUGAUAAAAUGUGGAGUGCCUUCAGAAUAUCUGGAAAGGGGUAAGGACGGAAUUGCAGAGUAUGUGAAAGAGCACAAACCUCAGGUUUCGGAGGUCAUCGCUGCGCUUUUACCUGGACCAGAUGAAGUUCAGGCGGUUACGUCAUCAGGAACAGAUGAGGUUCAAGGGCCAGGAACACGCAAGGAGUUUCUAAGCCAAUGUAGAGAUGCGCUCAAAUGGGUGCAGUGGGUUAUGUUUCAGGGGGAGCCACAGGCGGUCUUGGCGGCUGCAGGACAGGGAACUGGAAGCACCAGAGGUGUAUGUGGAGCAGUUUGGGGUAGUAACGAUAUCGCUUACAGAUGUAGGACCUGUGAACACGACCCUACCUGUGCUAUUUGUGUGCCAUGCUUUCAAAAUGGAAACCAUGCCUCACAUGACUACUCCAUGAUCCGCACUAGUGGGGGUUGUUGUGAUUGUGGAGAUGUCACUGCUUGGAAACAAUCAGGAUUCUGCUCCAAACAUUGUGGUCCUGGACAAGUGUCACAACUUCCGGCUUCUCUCGUGGAGUCUGCCACACCGGUACUGGAAGCUCUCUUGUUCCAGUGGAUACGUACACUGAAGGCUGCAGAGCUGGUGGCAGAGAAUAAGGCUAAAAAGUGGACUGCUCAGUCCGUGGAUGAGAAGGUCGCAUGCCAAUUAUCAGUGGUGUGUAUUGAGAUGCUACUAGAAUUCUGCAGUUUUGGUGAACCCAUGCUGGCCUUUACUGCAGAAGUCGUGGGUAACAGAAGUUUAGGACUUGUGGAUACUUUGAUGGGCACUGAAUGCUUUUUACCGGAUAGGUGUGUGAAACAUUUGCAAGAGCUUUUAUACAAGCUUUUAGGAGACACCAAAUUCAAACAUACUUUUGCACAGACAUUCAUAUCACAUUAUCCAGCCUGUUUACGAGAGACCUUCAAAGAGGAUGCUGCAGUGCUUGGAAGCCUCACGAGAAAGAAAUAUCGAGAGCAUUCCAUAGUCAAUAGCUUCUCCGUACAGAUUUUCACGGUCCCGACACUCACACCCAAGUUAGUGAUGGAGGAUGGACUCUUGGACAUGCUUCUUGAUACAUUAAAGGAGUUCUUGCGUGGUUGUGUUGGGGAGGAUGGGCGUAUAUCGGUAAGUAAAGGGCCCGUGGUGGACCGGCAUUAUUUCCGAAUAAUAGAUGACAUUAGAUACGUCAUGACUCAUUUGGAGGUAUCACGAUAUGUUGCACGGAAAAGACCUGAACUUGCAAGAGCUUGGUUGCACUUGGUUGCAUUUGUUCAAGGCAUGUAUCCACAUAGGCGAAUAACAAAUACUCACGUUGAAGACGAAACCGACAUCUGGGGGUCAGCCUACUCAUUGGAGUCUCAAAUGGCGUUCAUUCAUCCUCUAUUUGUUGGAGGAGCUGCUGUAUCCAGCAACUUAGAUCCACGCUCUAAGGACGAUCUAAUGUCUGAUUCUCAGGGUGACCUGGCAGCGUCGGGCAGCUCGGACGGGGUCGUCUUUUCUAAUGGGAAUGUUAAUGCGGUUGAUGGUUUGCAAAAUAUCAAUUCGGAGGCUGGUGAUACAAGAACACGGGUUGUAGAUGUAGACAUGUAUGAUGCCGUACUUACUGCUGAUUCUAUUGAUGAUGUAUCCACGGAACUCAGUCUGCAGCGAAGAGGGAAAAUAGAGUUUGAGACGGUAUUCAUUGCAGGAGUGCAAGUGUCAGCUUCAUUGGUAUGGUUUGUUUCUGAGUGUGCUCAAGUCCUUGUUACCUGGCUUAGUCUAGAUGCCUCGAGAGAGUCAGUGAAGUCAGGACAGUUGGCUAUUGAUGCUAGUCAGAUUUCUGGCAUUCGAAGGAGCACUAGAUGGCGAGGUAGAGGGGGCAGAGGAAUUAGGGAUUCACCCACUCAGACCACCGGUGGCCAAAUUCGAGUAUGGCUGCAACGCAGUAGACGGCUCCCUUUUGAGCCUCGAGUGUGGCCAGAAGCUGCUACUCAAGAGCAAGCUGCAAUGGGCACCAAUUCUGGGAACCAAGUUGCUGACAUGGAUGUUGAAAUGCAGGCUCCUGGUGAAGGCUUUGAUAACAGAGCUGCAGAAUGGUGGAUGGGACCUGAAGGAUUAACGACAUCGAAUAUUUUAGACCAGUCUGUUGAGGUCGAUGAAUGGCCUUUAGUGGAUUUCGAUGUUAGUCGGCAGGAUGUAUCUUUUCAUAUCCCAUUACAUCGUAUGCUUGCUCUCCUACUUCAUAAAGCACUUGAAUUUCAUUCUGCUAAACAGGAUAAAUCAUUUGGAAAAGAAAAAAUCUUAUCCAGUGAUGGCACUUCUGGUGAGUGGAGAUCAUUCCUGGAACAAGUUCUUCCUCGAAAGUUUCGUGUGCCAGGGUUUGCUGCCGUUGUGAUGGAGCAUCCUCUUCGUUUACAAGUUUUGUGUGCACAAGUUCAGGCUGGCAUGUGGCGACGGAAUGGCCACGCAACCAGGGCAUUAUGCGACCUUUAUCAUUCUGUGCAUUGGUGUGAAGAUAGCUUGGAAAUUGACUUGUUUCUACUCCAAUGUUGCGCCGUUCUUGCACCUUGUGAAGCCUUUGUGGAUCGGAUUGUAGCUCGAUUCGCACUUUCGGAUUACUUCAACUUUUCAUUUUGGCAUCCUAAUGAAUACCAGGUUACUUUGGCGCAGGAACUUAUUAUUCUAUUGAUCAGGCUGGUUUCCGAGCGAGGUUUUUGUGGGCUGACCGAGAAAGAGUCCUUACGACGAGAGUUAGUACUAAGAUUAGCUGUUGGGGAUACUACUCGCAGUUACCUAUUGAAAGCUCUACCUCCACGGUUGCAAGACAGCAAGCAUUUGCAAGAAUGCUUAGAUGCAGUUGCGACAUAUCGCAAUCCUUCUGGAAUGCAGCAGGGUAAAUAUGCAUUGAGAGAUGAGUGCUGGUGCGAGUUGGACCUCUACCAUCCACGAUGGAGUCCUCGGGAGCUUCAAGCAGCGGAGGAACGUUAUUUGAGAGCAUGCAGAUCACCUGCUGUAUUUCUGCAACUGCCUCGGUGGUCACCACCAUUUGCAGCUUUACAGGGUUUGGGACGGUUAAUUACCUCUUCUCGGGUUCAUGAUAUGUUGCGUAGCAUUUUUUUCCAUGCAGUCUACACUGAUGAUCCAUCCAAUUCGCGUGCUCCAGAAGAACUUCUUUUGUACGCUCUACAUCUUCUUGCCCUAGCCUUGGAUGUCUGCAAAUCCCCGAAUAAUAUAGGUGGCGAGCGUAGAGAGGACCUGCUGGGAAAUAACCGUCCGUUCUCGGAUAUCGAGAACUCAAGUAGCAGCAGUGUUAAAGAGCACCCACCUUUGUUGCUUCGCUGCGGUGAAAAAGUAGCUGUAGGAAGAGCCAACACCCUUGUUGCGCCGGAGUCUCAGAGUAUGCUGUCUCUACUGGUGUUGCUUCUGCGGAAACCUCGUAAUGAUGGAGCAAGUGAAGCAGGAUCCUACGGGUUUAGAGAUUUAAUAAAGAAGCUGUUAAGAAGUUUUGCAGAGUUGGACAGCAUCUGCAUGUACGAAAUAGAGUUACUUGCUCCCGAGGUUCUUCAUCGUGUCUCUGUCGGCAUCACACCCAAGAUUGAUGGAACUGGAGGCAUCGAUUCUAAAGAUGUCUCAGUAUCCGAGUCUGACAGACGAAAAUCUAUUGCCCGAGAGCGUCAAGCUGCUGCUAUGGCCAAAAUGAAAGCUGCGCAAGAGAGUUUUGUUGUCAAUUACAAACCAACAGAGGAGAGCAGUAAUUUAGGGGAUGGUGAUGAAGCAGAGGCAAAACGACCAAAGGAGUCCAGAGGAGAAAGUGAUGAGUUAUGCGAGGAUGUUCAAUUUACUCAUUGUGCACUUUGUCGAGAUGCAGCAAGUGCAAGUCCUCUGUGUUUUAUGGUUCUUGUUCAGAGAUCAAAAUUGCUUGCAAUUGCUGAGAAACCAACUCCAUCCUGGAAGCGUAGCCUAGUUACGCUAGACCAAGUUGAGAGAGAUGGUGAAUCAUCUGAUGGAGUAAACGCUGCUUCUGGCGUAGCCUCAGAUGGGUCAAGAUACUUGAAUAGCACAGCGGAGCUUUGGCAUUGGAUUCAAGAGGCUUUAGGGGAUGCUCAGACACAACCUCGUCUGCUUGAUGAUGAGGACGUACUGGAGCUGUUACGAAAUGGGCCUGGUGUUCGUGAUACUUUUCAUGUGACUCCUGAACCACUUCUGAGCUGGGAUGCAGCAACUGCAAUAUCUUUAGAUACUGUAUCAGAAGAAGUUGAAUCUGGUAGUGAGAUCGCCGAAUAUGAAAACGAUAAUGAAGCUGGUACGUACGAAGCAACAGGUAGUGUGAAUGUCAAUUGGUGGGAGGACAAUCACAGUCGGGUUAAUCAAGGAGAGAGUAGUACAAAAAGAGACAAGGCUGUGGCAACUGUUUUAGCGGAAUAUGUGGCUGCAGCUGUCUGUCGAGGACAAUCUCGACCCCAGGAAAGAACCCGGUAUGGAAGAAGCGAGUCUCCCGGACAUACAGGUCCAGAACAACUAAGAGAAGGUCUCACUCGCAGCAGGAGAGCAACUGCUCGGAUUCCUUUAUCAAUGUCUGAAGCUAUACGUUAUAAAAACAGUGACACAGUGGGUGUCCAUAUGUCUGCUUGUGGACAUGCUAUACAUCAAGAUUGUCGUGACCGCUAUUUUUCCUCUCUUUUGCAGAGAUUUUACAGCAGGGCUUUAUUUGAGGGAGUACAGAUAGUGGACCUUGACAUGGGGGAGUUCCUCUGCCCAGUGUGUCGUCGACUAGCGAAUGCAAUUCUGCCGGUUCUUCCUGGUCAAACAGGGUUGAAUAGUUCUUUCAUAUCCCCAAGCGUUGCUCAGCUUUCGAGUGGUGUGUCUUCUAGUACUGCGUCAUUGCAAGUAGACCAUGCUUUGAGACUGCUUGUUAAGGCUGAAGAAUUGGUUUCCAGAUCAGAAUUCCGUAAAGUGGCCGAUCCACAGCUUCCUUACAAUGUUAAGGUGGUUUUGGAGGACCUUGCCAAACGACUUUGUGGAUUGUUCUAUUCCGAGAAGGAUCUCUUUACAUCUCUAAGCUCUAUUCAGGGUCAUGUACAUCAAGGCCUACUUCUUUGGAAUGUCUUUAGGUACUCCCUGAUGUCUUCAGAGUUGGCUUCUCGUAGCCAGAAGCUUUCUGAGAAUAAUGGCAAUGGUUUGAUGGCUUUGAUUGAAAUGAGCGAGGCAUCACACGGUUCAGUAUUGCCUCUCUUACUUCAUGCUGCUAAAGCCACGCAAAGUCAGAGUCGGCUAUCAGUGCUGCUUCGGGCUCGGGGAAUGCAACUGCUAGUGGACUCCAUUGUUAAUGGCAUAUCUAGAGAUAAUCACGCGAACGAUAUUCCAAGGGAUUUGCAUGGCAAUUACUCUGCUCUUAUGCAAUAUUUGGAAAAGGACAAUGAUUCGGUAGACGUGCAGUUGUGGAAGAGAUUGGCUGAUCCAGUAUUAGUUCAUGAUGCUUUCUCAUCGUUCACAUGGCUGCUUUUCUGCCUGCCCUUACCGUUUCCUGCUAAUGGUGCUCCAUUUAUCGCACUUCUUCAUCUCUUCUAUUUGGUGACUAUAGUCCAGACUAUAGCGCAGCUUGGGUCGUUUGCUACAUCGGGUACAGAAUUGACUCCAUCAGCGCGUUCCUUUAUUGCAGCAGUGCAGACAGGGUCGAAUGGAACGGUUCUUGAGUCUUCCACGGGGGACAGCAGUAUUUCUCCCACUUUGGAGUCUUAUCUAGCUUACAUACGGCGCUGUACUUUGCCUUUCCUACGCCGAUGUUAUCUUUUACAAAACUUACUGUCUGGUGCCGCACAAGUCCUACCUGUCGCAACAGCUCAUCAAUGGGAACUUCCUCAAGGUCAUAUACAUUCCACAGAAACUGAAACAACUUCUGAGGACUCGAAAGAUGCGGAUAAGCAGGUAUUGCUGGAGAUGGAGGAGUUAGAUCAGCUGGAAAGUGUCUUUUUAAUUCCUUCAUUAGUAAAUAUUUUUGAGCAGGAAACAAAUCAGCAGCUUGUUCAAGCCUGGUGCAAGCAUGUCAAGACAGACGCUGGUCCUCGAGGCAUUCAACACAGUAUACGAGUAACCACAGCGUCUCCUUUUAAAUUGAUGCAGCUACCAUAUUUAUUUCAAGACCUUAUGCAACGGUAUGUGAAAGAGAAGUGUCCUCGCUGUAAGACAGUCCCCGACAAGCCUGCUAUAUGCUUGAUGUGUGGAGCUCUUUGUUGUGCAUUUAGUUUACGUCCCUGUUGCAGUGUGAACAGGCAAGGGGAAUGCACCAGGCAUGCUAUGAAUUGCGGAGCAGGCAUCGGAAUCUUUUUAAUGCUGCGGAAGACCAACAUACUGUUGCUACGAUGUGGACGUCAAGCUAUGUGGCCAUCACCGUAUCUUGAUGCUUUUGGAGAAGAGGACCUUGAGUUACGGAGAGGCAAACCUUUGUAUCUUAGCCGGGAACGAUAUGCUGCUCUCACUAAUAUGGUGGUUGCACACGGACUGGAUUACAGCUCACCAGUUUUGUCGCACACGACCCGAGACAUCCCAUUUUGAAUAUCUUUGUUUCAUAAGAUAAAUCAACCUUCUUUUGAUACAUAUCAAGCAGAGAAACAAAGACUCAGUUCGUUGGGAUCCACUAUUAAUCUCAUGAAAUCAGUGGAGCUGAAGUAGCUGAAGUAGCUGAGACUAAUCUGCCGAAUUUUGUGUUGUCUACCUCUGGAUAGAUCUUCAACCUCAAGUUGGAAGAGAUGGUACAACGGGAUCUUCUAUGAAAGCGUGGGAGUUCUUUUGCGUAGGUUUUCAGGUGUAAAUGACAUAGCUAUGUAUGAAGGAUAUGAAUGUUAGUACUGCAGAUGAAUUUUCUUAAAGCUGUUUUGACUGCGACACCAGUUACAGAAGUUUGCCAAGUUUGCCAAGUUUAGGAGACAAUCACUCCACAGAACUGGCUUAGGGAACUGACCUUUUAAGUCAGUGAAUGAUCACUUUUGAGGUAAAAUCAUUUUUGUGAUCGUGUAUAUUUUUACGAUACUAUCAGGGUUGCAGCUGCUCCUGUAAUCGAAUCAAGAAUAAUUUGAACUCUGAAGAGACUUAUUCGGAUGGAUCGUAAAA
This is a messenger RNA of Physcomitrium patens, 7659 nucleotides long. Its product is annotated as E3 ubiquitin-protein ligase PRT6. Gene Ontology annotation, molecular function: zinc ion binding; ubiquitin protein ligase activity. NCBI's taxonomy places the organism in Eukaryota, Viridiplantae, Streptophyta, Bryopsida, Funariales, Funariaceae. Gene Ontology annotation, cellular component: cytoplasm; ubiquitin ligase complex. Gene Ontology annotation, biological process: protein ubiquitination; ubiquitin-dependent protein catabolic process via the N-end rule pathway. The record is from RefSeq and is a predicted model, not a curated record.